AAUGCGCAGCAAAAAUCCAGUUUAAUUGAAUAACACAAUUUGUGAAGCAAAGACGUACUUAUACGCGCUAUAAAGGCGAGUUGCAUAUCUGUAAAAGCUAAAAAUAUCUCAACAAAAAAUUUUCUUACAAAAAGUAUUACACACCCCCGAAAAAACGGAGUUUUUACAAAGAAGCAGUCAAAACUAAUAAAGGAAGUUAACAACUAAAAUCCAUCAAGAUCUCAUUUGUAAUUUUGUGAGCUGCUUUAAUCUUUACUUAAAAAAAAAAAUGUCUGAGGCUUACUUUGAUGAAUACGAGCACUACAAUUUCGACCACGAUAAGCAUAUCUUUUCGGGCCGCAGCGGCAAGCAACGUAGCAAGAAGGAGGCCAGUGAGCACACCAACCACUUUGAUCCUAAUGGACAUUCACGCAAAUUAGUAACCAAAUUUAUGAAUACCAACAACAAUCGAAAAACGUGUGCCGCCAAAAACUGAGUGUUGGUCCUAAGUAAAGUAGUGCAGCAGCAGCAGCAACAGCAGCAGCAGCAGCAGCAGCAUAAGAAGCAGGAGUACAAAUGCGUUACGAUAAGUGAGCUAAAAAUUAAGAAAAAUUAUAAGAAUUAAAAAUUGAAUUGGUGACAAAGAACGGGAGUAGCAGGAGCAUUGAAUUGUACUUAUUGAUUGAGUGGAAAAGGUAAAGAAAAGCAUAUUUUUUUGUUGGAUAACAGCGCAGCAGGAUAACGAGUUUUCGUCGAGUUUUUUUGUUGAGCUGAGCGAAAGCAGAAAGUACACAGAGCAGCGCGGGGAGUAUUGACGGCGUGCUGCAGUAGUGACAGCAGCCAACAACUUGCAGAAACUGCCAUUUUUUGUGUGCAGCGUAUGCAGGUUGCACGGCUGUCGUCUACUGCACUCCACAGCAUAUAUAAGAGCGGAAACAAAAAAAAAAUAAAGAUGUUAUGCAAAUUGCCAAUAUUAAAUGUG
This is a messenger RNA of Rhagoletis zephyria (snowberry fruit fly), 961 nucleotides long. RefSeq names its product nuclear protein 1. Gene Ontology annotation, biological process: regulation of transcription by RNA polymerase II; negative regulation of cell cycle; negative regulation of cell population proliferation. The record is from RefSeq and is a predicted model, not a curated record. Gene Ontology annotation, cellular component: nucleus. Lineage: Eukaryota; Metazoa; Arthropoda; Insecta; Diptera; Tephritidae.